Gallus gallus (chicken) is the source of this 3052-nucleotide messenger RNA. RefSeq names its product RNA binding motif protein 43 (gene RBM43). Lineage: Eukaryota; Metazoa; Chordata; Aves; Galliformes; Phasianidae. The record is from RefSeq and is a predicted model, not a curated record. The transcript has 5 exons. Gene Ontology annotation, molecular function: RNA binding. Bases 482 to 1516 code for a protein of 344 amino acids.
ACGGAAGGGAAUACACACACACGCACGGAGCUGUGGGCGGUUGGAGCGCGGUCCGCGGGGCUGCAGCUCCGCUCGGCGUUCGGUGCGCGUAACGGCACGGAGCAUCGCCCGGCUGCGGGAGCGGGGAACGGCAAGGAGCGGGGGGUGGUGCGGGUUGGUGCCUUCCCCGAACAGUCCCACGGCGUCGGUCGGAUAGGAGAGGAAAGGGGGAAAAGCUGGGUUUAGCAUGCUGGCACCUUCAACCCUGCCUCACUGGUGAACGGUGAGAAGCACAGCCUGAGCGGGACGGAAAGCGUUACCGUUGUGCCGUGGUCUCCCUGAGUGGGAGGAGCGAGAAGGCACGGGGCUUAAAAGCUCAAAAUCGAGAGAGAUUUGAACAUAGCUGCCGAGCCGGGCCCAACGAUCGGCAGCCGAGACGCAGGCGGUGCUCCAGGGGCUGCUCCCCCGCCCCUCACCCCCCGGGCCGCCGCGCAGCGACGCCAUGGACAUGGGACAGGCUGCUAAAUCAGCAAGGACCGUUGUCAUCUCUGGUGUUCCAGAUGGAGUUCUGAACGAUGAUGUCAUGAGCGACAUUCUGGUGAUUCAUUUCCAAAAGGCAAAGAAUAACGGUGGAGAUGUGGAAGAAGUGAAGUAUCCAACAACGGAAAAAGGAGUUGCAUAUAUAACUUUUGAAGAUCAAGAAGUUGUAGGGAGUGUUCUACAGAAGAAUGAGCAUCGACUAGAAGACAGGAGGCUGCCCAGAUACUAUCCUCUGAAAGUAACUGCUUACUGUGAAAAUGUCUUCAGCUCUGUCACAGCUGUCCUCGAUAUGUCUGUUUUCAAAUAUAAAUUUGUUUUGGAGGAUCUAAUACAAGAACUUAAAAAGAAGAGCACAGCUUUGAGCUUUGGUUCUUUACAAUCCAACGGGCAUAUUUCUGUUCAAGGGUCAUUUCCAGCAAUGAAAUGGCUAAGAGACUUCCUGUUACUAAAAGCAAAAUCCCUCUCAGAGGACAAAAAUGAAGAAAGUAAGUCCCAUCAGAGACCAAAGAAGAGGCUGCAGAGACACAGACUCACCAGAGAGAUGAAUAAUUUUGUUCAUGAUGCUGAAGGGGAAAAGCAAGUGGUUGUUCUUGACACAGAUGUAUAUCACUAUAUGAAGUGCUUCUUUUCCAAGGAGCUCCUCGCAAACACCGAUGUUGUGAUUUCUGACGUCACUGAUGGUGAUAUAACUACCCUACAUCUUCAGAGAGGCAGAAGCAGGCCUGAUGCUGGACAAGUAUUAAGAGUCAAGGAGAAAAUUGAAAAUCAGUCUAUAAAACUUCAUAAAAGUUUACGUAAAGAAAGGAUCAACUUUGAGAGGUGCAUCAGAGAUAAGAAGAAAUACAGAUCGGUGUGUGAAAGUGUAAAAUCCCGCUUCCCUAAUGUUUUGUUUAUUCCUUGUGAUACUCAUAUUGAUUUGAUAGGAAGUUCUUCUGCAGUUUUUGAAUUUAAACGAGAAGUGAACAAAAAGAUGCAGGGCCUGUUUCAAAACAGGUAGAAAGAUAACAUUCAUGUCUGUUGAACAUUGCGCUUCUCAUAAGCUGUUCUGGUGCAACCUUUGUACCUCUAUGCCACUUCAGAUCUGCUUCAUUGCUCCUACACACAGUCUGGGAAUGCUGCACAUGGGGAUGAAAAGCCCAUUCCUCCCCAGAUACCAAAUUGAGUUCAGUCCAAGAAACAAAUGAUCUUUGUAUCCUGGUGAGCUUCAGGAUGGAAGAAAUGAAGCCUCUUCUGUCCAGAUAGAGACACAUCCUUCCUUUCAUUUGCUGCAUUCUGGCCACAUGCACUCUGUCUUGCUGUCAUGCAGCUUAUGAUGUGAAAAGAAGAAUUUUUGAAGAUUCUUCAUUAGCAUAAGAAAUAGUAACUGUAAAGCUGGAUGAACCAACCUGGUAUGAAGUGCUGCACAGAAGUUCAGGUGUUUCUUUGUGCAAGGAGAUGACCACUGAAGAUAGGACUGGUGGCCUGCUGCUGCUGCCUUUAUCUGCGGAGGAAAGUUCUUGUUGAGAUGCACAAAGGUAGACCUUUGGUACUUGAGAAGGUGGAACGCUUGUUAAAUCUGUAGGCUUGUCAUGUCCUGAAAAAGGCCUUACAAGCUGGCACCAGAAGUUCCUGAGAGAAGAAACCGAGUUUGUCUUUAUAGGAGCAAUAGCAGGUUUUUUUCCAGUAGUAACAGCAGCUGCAGCAUCCCUGGACAGCAUGUUAUUUAGACAUGGAAGUAUGUCCAUAAUUUUGCUGUAAAAAUCUUGGCACAUUUAAACUUUUAAACCAGAUCCUAUUUAUACAGUUCUUAGGCCCAAUGUGGGAAUAGAGUAGUUUUUCUGAUCUAAGACAUCUCGUGGUGCAGAUACAGCAGAUAGGAGCAGUCCUUUUUUUCUGUGUAAAACUGAUAAGUUAAUGCAGUAACUAGUUGUACCUGAGAACAGAAACACCUUUAUCCUAUUCAUACUUUCCAGUUGUGUUUUCCAGAACAUGUCAGAGACUGUGGAGAUUUCUGCCACCUCCUGUAAGGACGGGACAGCCUGAUGAAGACUUAGUCACUGUUAAUUACUUUCUGAAUUGAAUGCCUUAGAACACUAAAUAUCUCUUUUGUUAGCAGCUGUACACAUUUUCAGUUUUUGAUAGGUCAAGGUAUGAAUAUAGUUGUAAAAAACAUUUUUAAGUAUAUUGUUUAGGCUUACCUGCUUGUGUCUGCCUUGCCCUUUGCUUUCAUUUCUAGGGUUAGGUGCCUGGAGUUAAAACUGAGUGCUCACUACAGAAUUCCAUCUCAUUCACUGAAACUGGGGCUCAGGGCACUCCAUAGGAACAUGACAGAUAAGAGUGUGUGAUUUAAAGUUGAACCUUUUCCAUGGAGAUCCAUUAUGAGUCCAGAUGCACAUCCUUCUGUGAUCUUUUUAGAAAGCCAAGUUGAAAGUGUGUUUUGUGAUUUCAGAAUGUUCAGAAAUACGUUGCUGAGACUUACAGACCAUUAGUUCUUUUACAUGCAAAGUCUUAUGAAAUUGAAUUUAUGAUCCUAUUAAAGAAACGAGUUUCAAAA